This is a messenger RNA of Juglans microcarpa x Juglans regia, 3572 nucleotides long. RefSeq lists its product as uncharacterized. Bases 367 to 3480 code for a protein of 1037 amino acids. The record is from RefSeq and is a predicted model, not a curated record. Lineage: Eukaryota; Viridiplantae; Streptophyta; Magnoliopsida; Fagales; Juglandaceae. The transcript has 6 exons. Gene Ontology annotation, molecular function: DNA binding.
GCUUGUUUCUUAAUUUCGUUGCUUUUGCAGUAAGUUCACCUGAGUAGCUUCUGAAACUUGCAUUUCUACAAAAAUAAUAAUAAAUAAAAAAUGGUGUUCUUGUUUGACUGUCUCUUGAUUUCUAAAGGUUAUGGCUUUACUACUGAACAAGAAGCCAGAGAACCUGACCUUAUCAUCAUGUAUUAAUAUAUCUUCUUGUGAAGGAACUGGAUUUGAAUUUUUAACUUUUAUCUCCAAGACAGUUUAAGAAAAUUCCAUGGGAGUAUUUUGUCUCUAGAGUCUAGAGUGGGCCAUGCUAGAAUGGAAUCGUCCUAGUUCUGGGAAAUCAAGAUGUGAUCUCUCUAUUUUGCAGAUCAAUCACAUACCAUGGAGAAGCCUAAUCCUAUCCCAGUUAGCAUUUCAGCAUCGCCUAUUAAGGACUCCAUCCAACCAAAGAUGAAUAUGCAUGAUGAGAACAUAGAACCAGGGACUGAUUUAAGACUUGGUCAGGGUUAUUCUAACCGGUGCACUCAGAGACAACUGAAAGAUGAAUCAGAUGCAGGUGCAGGUGCAGGUGCAAAUGCUGGUUCAAGGAUAGACAUGACAUUUGUGGCCUCUGACCCCCUGUCUGAAUUAGUCUGGUCUCCACAUAAGGGUUUGAGUCUCAAAUGUGCUGAUUCUGGCUUUGCUGAUAAAAAGGGCUCUCUUAUGUGGGGUGCAGGACCAAGCAAUGUGGCUUUUUCGCUGCCUCAAAACAUUACGAGUGAGAGGUCUACCACAGGCAAACCUACAGAUGUGGAAGUCAUUACACCACAAGCAGCAUUUCAUGCAAACAGUAAACUUUCUGGUACAAAUACUUUAACUAGAUCCCCCGCAAAUGAUGCUGUUAUCAUACCGGGAUGUGGACCAAAUCAUGUAGAUGAGACAGAUGAACCUAAACCUGAUGUGAUGGUAAAUGAAUUAUUCUCAGCGGAUCCUACUGGUAGUGGCAGAGAUCUUGGAAGUGAGCAAAUAUUGGGUAUGAAUAUUGUUUUGACCUCUGAUGUUCACCCUGGGGAUGAAUGCAAUGCUUCUGAAACUCCAGUUAAGAAUUUUAGGUCCCCAGGCAGAAGGCCUCUGGCAAAGCCAGGGCAAGCUGCAGAGAAUGAUUUACAGACUCCAAUUGGUGAAAAUGCUUGUGGUGGAGCGGCUGAGAUGGUAGAAUCAGAAUUUUCUCCCAAAUUAGAAAACACUUUUCAGCAUUACGAAGCGAUACGUCCUAGAAACAAAUAUUUUCCAAGUAAACUCUCCCCAACUAACAACAGAAUCUAUAGAAAUCAAAGGAAAGGUAAGGAAAAGGCUCUAUCUGAUGGAGAUGUUAAUGGAAGAUCAUCAAAGGAAGGAGAUGACAGCCAUGAGAGUGUUGAAAGCUGCAACAGUGCUGGGUUGCUAUCAAGCGGCAAGAAGAGGCAGAGCUUUGAUGAACACUUGAUUGUUGGAAGUAAAAGAGUGAAAAAUCAAAUCCAAGAAACACCCAGUUCAGCACCCUAUAUUAGACAAGAUAGCUCCUUUAUGAAUUGGAUAUCAAACAUGAUGAAGGGCUUCUCAAAACCAAUUCAAACUGUGGCAGCUUCUCCUGCUCUUGCUAUUGCACCUCCUGAUCAUGGACAUCUGGAUCUUCCUGAUCAGAAUCCCCUCACAUGCAACAAGAAUCAAGAUCCAGUGUUCAAAAAUAUUGGUUUCCGAUCAAUCUUUCAGUCUUUAUAUGGUCCAAAGGUGGAAGGAGAAACAUCAUUGAAUACAGCAUAUGAAAAGGGGGAAGGAUCUAAGGAACUUGAGCUGGCUAACAAGAUGUGUACCAUUAAUACUACUCCAAUAGCCAUUCAGGGAGAUAGUGAUAACAUAUGCAAUCAAUUUCUGCUUCCAAAUGAGAAGUUUGAGGAAUCAAUAUCUGGAAAUGGAGCAGCUUUGGUGACCCAGCCUAGAGUUUUUCCUGUGAAUUUUGCUCCCAGUCAGGAAAAUAGCAAGACCAUUUCCAGGGAGGAUAAAAAUUCAUGCAGAGUGGAAUCGAGUAAGGAGAAAAAUGGAAUAAGUUCCAAUUCAUCUCUGGGUAAAGAUAAGACUAAGAUUGGUGAGAAUAUUGCUUCUGAUCCACCAUCUGAAGGGAAGACCACAAACGAUUUUAGCUACAGAAAUGAUCCUAUGAGAAGCUUGUGGAUAACUAGGCUUUGUUCAAAAACUUGUCGCCCUGUACUAAACCUGGGUGAUCACAACCCGAGUAUUGGUGUAGGUCUUGACAGCUCCAGUGAUUGCACAAGGCUUCUUCCUUGGUCAGGGAAUCAUAACGGUUUUUCCACAAACCACAACGGUGUGGCAAUGAAGGAGAACUCAGUUGAAAACCCAAUGCCUGCUUUGGGUGAAGAAUCACAGAAGUGUCCUGCUGAUACCAAGGCUAUCAUUGGUUCUGAAAAGAUCAAAUGUCACAAUGAUCAGAACUCUGCAUAUCAACUGAACCUAAUUUUGCCUUCCUCAAAAUUUAGAAGGUUAGAGGCAAUGACUUCAAUCUUUGCAAGAAGAUUGGACGCCCUCAAGCACAGCAUACUAUCAAAUGUAACAGAUAAUGCAACUCGAGAAACUACAACCUGUGUCUUUUGUGGCAUAAAAGGCCACUGUUUACAAGAGUGUUCUGCAAUAAAAGAAAGUGAGAUUGAAGAUCUUCUCAGGGAUGUCAAUUUAUAUAAUGGGGCUGAAGAACGACCUUGUUUAUGCCUUAAAUGUUUCCAGCUCAAUCAUUGGGCUGUUGCAUGUCCCAGUGCUUCCUCAAAAGGGGAACAUCAAACAAAAGGUGGUGGUGGUGGUGCUUUGGCUGGUCCUAGCAAAAUGCAGCAUAAAGGAGGUAACGAAAAUUUGAAGCUGCUAACUGGUUGGGAGAGACCAUUUCAAGAUUCUUGUGAUGGGAGCUAUCUUAGAAUACCAGAGCAUAGUAACUGGGAACAGAAUGAAAUAAUAACCCCUGAAAAAACUGGAAAUGCAAAUUCAUUGAAGAAAUAUAUUGCAUCAAGUUCUGGGGGAAACUACUCAAAAGAACAAAAGAUCAUCCCUGUCAAUGGGCAAGUUUCAAAUGUACCGAAAGGAAUCUUCGAUGCCAUAAAAAGCCUUCGUUUGUCACGCUCAGAUAUCCUAAAAUGGAUGAAUUCCCAUGCGUCUCUGUCACAUCUUGAUGGUUUUUUCUUGCGCCUGCGGCUUGGGAAGUGGGAAGAAGGACUAGGGGGAACUGGAUACCAUGUGGCCUGCAUAACUGGGAAGCAAAGAGAGAAUUCACCAGAGAAUGCCAAAUAUUCUGUGUGCGUAAAUGUAGGUGGAAUAAAAUGCUUGGUCGAGAGUCACUACAUCUCCAAUCAUGAUUUCCUUGAGGAUGAGCUCAUGGCAUGGUGGAGUGCAACCUCAAGGGACGGUGCCAAGAUCCCAUCUGAAGAAGAAUUAGGAGUGAAAUUCAAGAAAAAAAGAAUGUUAGGCUUUUAGGAAUCAAGUGAUCUCGGGAACCAUCUUUGUAAGCCUCGGGCAAUUAAAAUUCUAGCCCACAUGAAUACAGAGCGAGAAGCAAUUGACAAAAA